Trypanosoma conorhini is the source of this 666-nucleotide messenger RNA. RefSeq lists its product as uncharacterized. Bases 1 to 666 code for a protein of 221 amino acids. The transcript has a single exon. NCBI's taxonomy places the organism in Eukaryota, Euglenozoa, Kinetoplastea, Trypanosomatida, Trypanosomatidae. The record is from RefSeq and is a predicted model, not a curated record.
AUGGGAGACGCUCUGAUCGGCCAGCUCGAACAGGACUUCCGCGCCAUUGAGCAGAUGGACCCGUCGCUCGCGGACGGCUUCAAAAUUGUCUACGACCGGGAGGUGCCGUGUGAGAUGCGGGCGACGCGUGGCGGAGACGCCGGCGCCGGCACACUGGAGGGGGUGCGGGUCAAGGUGCUCUCCCUCGGCGACGACCAUAGUCUCUCCACCAUGCGCAUUGAGCUGACGAGCGAGUCGGACCUUUUCUUCCACAACACGUGCGUCAUCAACCACGCCGGUUUCCUCCGGCUGCGCGAACACCAAAGUCUCAUUUGCGACUUCCCUGAUUUUCUCAUGACCCUCCUGAAGAUGUUCAACCGCUGCAUUAGAGAGCCGCAGCGGUUUCUUAUGGUUCUUCUUUUAGACGAGAACGGGACGGCAAACAUGGAGUUUGUAGAGAAUCUUGAGUACAAGCUGGUUGGGGUGCUGACGCUGCCAUUCCGAGCCUCCCCACCGGAGGUGGUGCGGGAACAGAUUGGGUACCGCUACAGUGCCGUGCGCGCGCGACUGGCGCUGCUCACAGCCCAGCUUGAAGAAUUCCAACCUUGUGCUGAAGCCGCAGCAAUAGCGGGGCACACGGAGAGGAGGCAAAAUGCACGCACACAGGUGCGUGCGUGUACUUGUUGA